AUGCAUACGAGUGGGAGAAGAGUUGACAAAGUCGACAAAGUCGAGCGCAGCCUGAGGAGGAGCCAUGAUGAAGGCGGUGGUCGAAAACGGUGAUGUUCUGGUUCUUCUUCUAGCAGUGGUUGGGCUGGUAAAUGCCAAAGACUGGAUUGCUGUCCUCGACCGUCUCGCUGUCGAAGAGCAGAUCAUGCAGAUUUGUGAUAAGCAAAAAUGGGAGGGAAAUCUCAAAGAGUGCGGAGAAGUUUCGUUCUACUGGGAUGGGAUGGAGGGGUUCCAGAGGGGCUCAGGCGGGCGUUGGGCAAAAUUGGAAGCUCGAGGUCCAAAAGUUCCCGGAAGCGGCACACUGGAGGCGGCAGAGCGGGGCCGAGGAGGGCCGUUGAGACCCGCGAUAAGGGGAGCGGAUAAGACACUGGAUGAAUGUUGUAUUCAACAACUCAUGGGAAAGGAACAAAUAAGAAAGCGGUAAUGGAUAUAGAUGGUUGAUCCAGAUAUUGAUAAGCAUUAAACAGUAGUUGUCUACAUUCCCCUCUUAAUAAAAAUAAAAAAAAAUCAAAGCAGCUACCAAAAAGACAAACCCACGCUUCCUAUCCCUUUUGUGCAAGUAGAUCAUCCAUCUAU
Molecule: messenger RNA, 615 nt
Organism: Trichoderma harzianum CBS 226.95
Lineage: Eukaryota; Fungi; Ascomycota; Sordariomycetes; Hypocreales; Hypocreaceae
Exons: 1
Coding region: 65-463 (132 amino acids)
Source: RefSeq, a predicted model, not a curated record